This is a messenger RNA of Pipistrellus nathusii (Nathusius's pipistrelle), 489 nucleotides long. NCBI's taxonomy places the organism in Eukaryota, Metazoa, Chordata, Mammalia, Chiroptera, Vespertilionidae. The record is from the annotation of a GenBank genome assembly.
AUGUGGGGAAGCCUACCCCACAAAACCUGUCUUGCUUGUUUUCCCAUCAGUAAAAUGGAGAUAAUUCUAGAACCUAGCUCACAGAAUUGUUGUGAAGAUAAAAUUCAGCUGAUUCAUAAGAAGCUCCCCUUGGCUGGCUUUCUAGAGAAGACAGAAUCCUUCACCUUCAGAAAUUCAAUGCAUUCAAUAUUGAUAUUUCUCUGGGGCCUGGUGACUUUGACCUCCAGAGUGUCCCUUGAUGUCUUAUUCAGACAGACCCCUGAUGAGCCACCAGGACACAAGUAUUUGGAGGGGACCCCCAUCCAAGAGCUCAGGCUAGAACUCUUGUCCACUGUGCAAGGCAGAAAGAAUUCGCUUGAAGUUGGUUGGAGUUCUCCAGAGUGGGCAGAAUCAUGGGUGCAAAUUCUGGAGGUGGAGCCAGCAGGGCCUUGCCCUUCAAACAUCAUCCCUUCAAAACAACUUUUCCUUCACUCUUCUAGGACUAGAUAA